Molecule: messenger RNA, 1602 nt
Organism: Pyricularia oryzae 70-15
Lineage: Eukaryota; Fungi; Ascomycota; Sordariomycetes; Magnaporthales; Pyriculariaceae
Exons: 5
Coding region: 1-1602 (533 amino acids)
Molecular function (GO): heme binding; oxidoreductase activity, acting on paired donors, with incorporation or reduction of molecular oxygen; monooxygenase activity
Source: RefSeq, a predicted model, not a curated record
AUGACUCUCUACAUGGUUUACCUUUUGGAAGAGGCCAUCAAGACGCCGUGGACAUGUGCGUUGCUUGCCUUCGUGACCGCAGGCUACCUCCUCAUCGACUGGCCGAUAGUCUACCCCGGAAUCCCGCUUCUGGGUGCCGGACGGGGAAUUCUGGGCCGCCGGGCAGCUGGGAAAGAAUUUCGAUUGAGAGGGCGGGAGAUGGUGCGGGAGUUUGCCAAGACAAAUGAGCCCUUCCAGGUCAUCACCGAGACCGCGACAAAGAUCUUCCUCCCGCCGCGGUAUGCAGAGGAGAUCAAAGACGUCAAGGAGCUGAGCUUCACGCAGGCCCUUGCAAAGGAGUUGUUCGCCGGGUAUAGCGGCUUCGAGCCCAUUGCCGCCAUUGCAGACGACGCCAACAUCAUCCAGACCGUUGCGCGGUUGAACAUUACGACCUCUUUGAAGUACCUAACCGACCAUGUCUCGAACGAGGCAGGCGCCGCACUGGCCGAACACCUUGGCAAUGACACAGGUACGCACAUAAUCCCACCUUCACCAUACUCCAGAUACGAUAAUAAUAACAGCGCACAAAAAGAUCACUGGCAGGAGAUUCCCGUAAAAUCCUUCACCCGCACCCUGGCAGCUCGCCUCUCGGCCCGCGUCUUUGUCGGCCCGUCCCUGUGCUCGGACAAGGCCUGGCUGGCCGUGUCGGCAGGCUACGCAGCGCAGUGCCACGUUGCAUCCUUCAAGCUGCAGGCCUGGCCGCGGCCGCUGCGCCGGCUCGUCAAUUGGUUCCUGCCCGAGUGCCGCGCGCUGAGGAGCAUGGUGCGCGAGGCCCGGCGGAUCCUGAGGCCCAUCGUGGCCGAACGGCAGGGCAAGCCGCGGGAGGACACCAUCUCGUGGCUCCAGACCGCCCUCCGAGCGACCAGUCUCACCCGCUACACCGUCGCCGACUUCCAGCUCGGCCUGAGCCUGGCCGCCAUACACACCACCACCGAGCUGCUCACCCACGCGCUGCUGGAUAUAGUCGCCGCCGGGCCCGAGCUGAUUGACGAUCUGCGCAAGGAGGUCGUCGACGUCUUUGGCGAGAGCAGCCCCGACGGUGCCGUGUUCACCAAGACGAGGUUGUACAACAUGCGCCUGCUGGACAGCGCCAUCAAGGAGUCGCAGAGGGUGCACACCGCGCGGCUGGGCGGAAUGGGCCGCGUGGCCACACGACCAACAACGCUGCCCUCGGGCCUGCACAUCCCCGCGGGCGCCUACACCACGGUCCUGCUGACCCCGGACGCGGACCUCUUCCCCUCGCCCGAGACGUACAACCCGCGCCGCUUCCUGGACCUGCGCUCCCGCCCCGGCCAGGACAAGAACUGGCAGCUGGUGACCACGUCGCCGCACCACCUGGCCUUUGGGUACGGCGCCCACGCCUGCCCGGGCCGGUUCCUGGCCGCCGCCGAGGUCAAGAUCGCGCUCGUGAGGCUCCUGAUGGGCUACGACUGGCGGCUGCAGGGCGGGAGGGGCGCCGACGUCGGGCUGGUUAGUGCGCAUCGCGUGGCGGAUCCGGCGGCGCGGGUUUGGUUCCGCGCGAGGGAGAGCGAGGUGUGUUUUGAGGGGCGGGAUGGGCUGUAA